AUGAUCACCAAGGUGAUUCUCUGUUGCCUGCUGGCUUAUGCAGCCGGCCAAGCCCUUACUGGAGAACUUCCGGCAUCACCCUACAGUUUCAACCACGACACCACGGACGAGUUCGGCACCCGCAUCAGCCACGAAGAGACCGGUGACGAAAGCAAUAACAAGGUCGGUUCCUACAGUUACACCGAUCCGAAUGGCAUCACCCGCACGGUGCGCUACGUGGCUGACGCCAACGGUUUCCGGGCCAUCGUCGAGACCAACGAGCCGGGCACCAAGACCUCUAACCCAGCUGAUGCCCCAUUCGUGUCCAGCGCUGUAGAGCCACCUCCGGCACCACCGGCACCCAAGCCCUCCACCGUGGCCGUUCGUCCAGCUCCCACACCCACCGCCGUUCACUCAACACCAGUUUUCCAUGCCCGUCCAGUCGUGCACGCGCCUCCAGUGGUACACGCUCUCCGUGCCACACCAGUUACCCUGCACGCCGCACCGGUUGCCUUGCACGCAGCCCCAGUUGCCUUGCACGCAGCCCCAGUCGCCUUGCACGCAGCACCAGUCACAUUGCACGCCGCGCCCAUUACUAUUGCCACUGCCCAUCACGAAGCACCGGCACGCCACGUCAUCGCCCGUGCUCCCCUGACGUACACCCUGGGCCGCGCCAAGAGCUAAGCGGGCCUCCUUCUAGUCCAGAAUCUCCCACCUUGAUAUCCGUUUAUGGGAGUCACGUGGUCAAGCGAAGCCUCUCCUGGUUUCACCGCCCGUUUGUGAUGCGAAGACAAGACAGCGAAAAUCUUGGCUGUGCUUUCUGAUUGUUGUUUCUUGCCUGUUACUGCUUACUCCUCAGUUCACAUCACUGUCGGAGUGCACAUAUUGGAAGCCAUUCUUGGACACUUUAACCUAAUUCUGCCCACUUACGCUAGUUCCUAUGAAAUAUUACAUGUAAAGCUGCUC
This is a messenger RNA of Rhipicephalus microplus (southern cattle tick), 945 nucleotides long. RefSeq names its product cuticle protein 16.8. Gene Ontology annotation, molecular function: structural constituent of chitin-based larval cuticle. Gene Ontology annotation, cellular component: chitin-based extracellular matrix. The record is from RefSeq and is a predicted model, not a curated record. NCBI's taxonomy places the organism in Eukaryota, Metazoa, Arthropoda, Arachnida, Ixodida, Ixodidae.